This is a messenger RNA of Blepharisma stoltei, 2393 nucleotides long. The record is from the annotation of a GenBank genome assembly. Lineage: Eukaryota; Ciliophora; Heterotrichea; Heterotrichida; Blepharismidae.
AUGCUGAACAUACCCUCUUACAUCGACGAUCCAAGCUAUCGCUAUAAAAUGCCAGCUUUACAAAUAACAGGUGAAAGUCGUGGCAAUGGCGUGAAAACAAAGCUUGUAAACCUUUCAGAUGUGUCAAAAUACUUGAAUGUCCCAACUGAGUAUCCCCUGAGAUUUUUUGCUGCCGAAUUAGGAGCCAGUGCUGAGUACAAAGAGUCUGAAAAUAAAGCAAUUCUUAAAGGUACCUUCCGUAGAGAAGAUCUUCAAAAGCUGCUAGACCAGUUCAUCGAAAAAUUUGUGUUAUGUUCCAAGUGUCAUUACCCAGAAAUUACCUAUCGGUUUAAGAGGAAUAAUUUAAUCUCUGACUGCAAAGCUUGUGGCAAUGUAAAGCCAAUGGAUAUGUCUCACAAAAUCAGCAACUUCAUACUCAAACAUCAUCCCAGGACUGAAGAAAAGCCGCCAGCUGCUAGCGAAAAAAAAGUAACAGGCAAGAAAAAAGUCUCGAAAAGGAAAAAGGAGGAAGAAACAGAAGAAAAAAUAACCCUUGAUCAUCCUGAUGUUUUAGAAGCUAUAGAAAGAAUUUCUCACCAUAUAGAAGAAGCACCUGAAAAAAUAAGUGAGCAUAUAAAUAAUAUUUGCAUUGCUAAAUAUGGAUAUAAAAAUGGUGGGGUGAAACAACCCAACAUCUAACGACUGUAGCUGGGGAGAACUAAGGGAGUUUUGGCGUUUGGUAUGUGUAUCAGGCCAUGUCUUACUUGGUUUGGUGGGCGAAUGUCCGGGUUGCUGACCGCAGACUCACAUCCCAAACCAAAGCUUUACCUUGGAGUAAGAUGGAGUUAGAAAGGAGUGCCUCAGCAAUACCAGUGAGAUUCCUCCUGGUCGAUAGGGAACGUUCCCAGCACGAUACCAGGCAUUGUGUCCAGGGUUUACGAAUUUUCAUCUUAGCCAACAGGUGACCACAAAAUUUGUUUUUCUAAUUUUCUAGAAGCCAAAAAACACCGUUGGCUUACGGCACUGUGAAACAAAUUUUCUGACUGUCAGGAGUAUGUGCAGGUCCCUGUCUGUUAGGAGCAAGACUUUGAAGGUCAUGAGAUGAUUGUCGGCAAAGCAGAUGAGUGCAGCUUUAUGAAAGGGAAUAAGGAUCCUCCGAUCCGACAGGGAGCUUUUCUAUAGCCUGCUAAGUGUAAGUUUAUUGCUAAAUCCUCAUUAGUGGAUGAACAAAUCAUUACCCUUUAUGGGCGAGCAAAAAAAUAUUUUAUAACAAAUACUUAAUAUAUAAUGAUAAUAAUUCUAACGAAAAUCUCUCCUAAUUCUAUUGAUUUACUUAGAUUCUAAAACAUGGAUUUUUAAAUUAAAUAAUUUUUACUGCAAAUUAGAUUUUUUUAAAAGCUAUAAAUUUAUAUAAAUUAUUUUAAAAAUAGAUUAAAUCAUUCAUGAGCAAACAAAAUAAUACUCAAUAAAGGAGUGGGAGUAACAGCAUUGAGCCUGAUUUACGCGUUUAUAUAACCUUGAAAUCCAUUUUCGGACUUAAUUUACUCAGAUUGUUGCAAGAUCCGGCAAAGAUCUUUAUAUUAAAGUCACAAUCCGAGGCAUAUCCUGAGGAGCUGUUAAUGGCUUUAUCAGUUAUUUAUAUUCCUGAUGAGAGCUUCCACAGUAAAGUGUCAAGAGUAUUGAUGGCUUUAUAUGAAAAUGACAUUUUUACUAGCUCAUUCUCCAUGAGUAAAACGCUCUUGUUCGCUCAAGAAGUAUCAAUUUUUUUUAUUUUAAAAAAUUUAAAUAUAAACUAAAUAGUAAAUUUAUUUUUUAAAAAAAUCCCAACUCGCAAAAUUGGAGAGCAAAAGUUCACUUAAUUUGUAAAAUUAUGUUUUAAAAUGCAAACUAUUUAAAUUUCAACAGAUUUCAUUAUACUGAUUAUCAUUAUAUACCUAAAUAUUUUUUCAUAAAAAAUUUUUGUUUGCUUCACGGAGGGGGGCUUUUGCCCAAGAAAUAGAAAAAAUUUUCCAAAUCGUUUUGUCGCUAAUUGAGGAGGGAGUGAGGAAUUCUUAACGUCAUGGUCAGAAGACGAAGCUGUGUUUAAUGAGUCUUCAAUUAUUUAUAAUGCAGAUUUUCUGGAAACAAUGAAAAGAUGUGCUACGGAUUUUUUAACUUGAUUACAAAACGCUGAAUGUGAAUCAGAAGAAGAAGAAGAAGAAGGAGAAGGAGAAGGAGUAAAAGAAGAACAAAAAGAAGAUAAAAUUGCAAUUCAGCAGCAAAUUAUUCAACAGCAGCUUGAAGAGCAAGCUAAGACCGCAAAGCCAGCUGAAGAGCAAGUUAAAGAGCCUGUAAACGAGACUGAAGUAAAGGUAGCUGUUGACUUAAUGUCUCGCAUGCAAGUUCACGAAGAUUUUAAUAUCGAUGAUAUUUAA